GAAUCAUCUGCUUAAAAUCCCAUCGCAUCAAACUCAGUCUUCUUCUUCACCUACCUUUCUCUCUCUCCCUCUCUCUCUACACUAUUUGGUCCUUUUGCUUUUGUACCUCUUGACGGCGCCAGGAGAGAGAGAGAGACUGAAAUGACUUGGUCGGUCUUCAGAUCCAUAAACUCCCCAACUCUCGACCUCUCCGCCGCACUUCGCUCCACUCGCCGCCCAUUAGUCUCCGCCGGUGUCGGCUGCGCAACAUUCGCCGGUGUCUCCCUUUUCCGAAUGUCUUCUUCAUCUCCUCCUUUCGCUUCUCUCAGUGUCUCCGCUUCUUCUGGUAUGAAGGAAGUUGUGGCUACAGAGAAAGCACCAGCUGCUUUGGGACCAUACUCUCAGGCUAUCAAAGCCAACAAUCUUGUUUUCCUUUCAGGUGUUCUUGGACUUAUACCUGAGACUGGGAAGUUUGUUUCGGACAGCGUUGAAGAUCAGACUGAGCAGGUACUUAAGAACAUGGGAGAGAUAUUGAAAGCGAGUGGUGCCGAUUACUCCUCCGUGGUGAAGACAACAAUCAUGCUUGCUGACUUGGGUGACUUCAAGAAAGUGAACGAGAUAUACGCCAAAUACUUCCCAGCUCCUUCUCCAGCACGAUCUACAUAUCAAGUCGCAGCUUUGCCUCUAAACGCCAAGAUCGAGAUCGAAUGUAUCGCAACACUCUAGAUCACCAUCAAAUCGUGUCUAUGUUAUGGGUUGAGAAACAUUGGCCUAGGGCCUAAUUUUAAUAAAAUAUUCUUAAAAGCUCAUUUUCUUACAAACAUAUAAUCUGAAGGUCACAUUUAUAUUGUUCUAAGUUUGUAAGAGAGAGUUUUUUUUUUUUCAAAUGCUAUGGUCAGGAAAUACUCGGCACGUUUCUCAAUUAUUUGUGAGAUGAAAAUCUACAAUUCUUCUAUGUAGUAGUAGUUGUUGAUAUAUAUU
Molecule: messenger RNA, 960 nt
Organism: Eutrema salsugineum
Lineage: Eukaryota; Viridiplantae; Streptophyta; Magnoliopsida; Brassicales; Brassicaceae
Product: reactive Intermediate Deaminase A, chloroplastic
Exons: 6
Coding region: 142-705 (187 amino acids)
Cellular component (GO): cytosol
Molecular function (GO): deaminase activity
Source: RefSeq, a predicted model, not a curated record